This is a messenger RNA of Chondrus crispus (carragheen), 791 nucleotides long. RefSeq lists its product as hypothetical. The coding region runs from base 138 to 629 and encodes 163 amino acids. The record is from RefSeq and is a predicted model, not a curated record. The transcript has 4 exons. Lineage: Eukaryota; Rhodophyta; Florideophyceae; Gigartinales; Gigartinaceae.
CAAGGAAGGCUGCCUUCGACUUUUGACUCGGUAGAGAGCAUACAUUUGCACUUCCUGUUCUGCGUCCAGUCUUCGAUCCUUGAUCUACGGUCUCCAUUUGUACCGAAACUGCCGAGCUCAUCUUCAAGCGAGCCCCCAUGGAAAACUCCGGCGCCUUCGUCUCGCCCCUCCCAGUCCUGUCCCAGCGACGCCCGGCGCCCGUCAAGUCGCGAGUAUGCAUGGCAGCCGACAAGCCCGACGAGAAGAAGCCGUCCGGGGCAGGAAAGCCCAAGCCCGGAUCGCGGCCAAAAAAGACCAUCAAGUCAACCGCGACGUGGGCCAAUGUCUUCCUGCCGCAGUUCGGAAGGAAGGGGCCCGGCUCGAACCCCGAUUGGGACCUCCGCCCGGCCAGUCUGCGCAAAGAGGAAGAGGGAAGGGGCAUUUGUGACCACUGCAAGGGAACCGGAAGUACCAAGUGCAGCUUUUGCAGCGGCUUGACGCAUGUCGGCGCGGAUGGCAAGGUCAGGCCUUGCCCGGCGUGCGACGGAAAUGUCACCGUCAUGUGUUCCGUGUGCUUCGGGACGAAGAAACAAAUUGAAAUGACCGGCAAUUGGUGGGAACGCGGCAUUGCAUCCUUGUUUAAAGAGUAAGAGCAGACAUAUGUCCAUGCUUCUGUCAUAACACAGUAUCACGUUUGCAACUGCUGAGGCGUACUUCUGCCUGCCGCGAUUUUCCCGGGUGACAUAAACACGCCAGAAGUCAAAGACGGUCUUACAUAAAAUAUCUUCAUGUCUGAUGGCACACGUUUCGUA